Molecule: messenger RNA, 3512 nt
Organism: Biomphalaria glabrata
Lineage: Eukaryota; Metazoa; Mollusca; Gastropoda; Planorbidae
Product: lysosome membrane protein 2-like
Exons: 15
Coding region: 406-2073 (555 amino acids)
Cellular component (GO): membrane; cytoplasm
Molecular function (GO): scavenger receptor activity
Source: RefSeq, a predicted model, not a curated record
UUUCCCAUUUUUUUCCCUAAUGGAUUGGUCAUGUGCUAUCAUAGUAAACAACAAAUGUGGACAUGUAGGCUCAUAGGACAGAACAGCUUGUGGGUUUUUAGUAAAGUAACUUAGAUAAAUGGAUAGUGAGAUUAGAUCUAUUAUAAUUAGUGAUGUUUGACAUUGAUUCUCCAGUUCAAUCUGGGCAUACUGUCCUAGUGGUAAAAUGCUGGGCUUUUGAACCAAGAAGUCUCCAGUUCACUGGAAUUAGAAAUUCCAAAUUUUUAGAAUGCACCCAACUCUAGCAUACGUUGGAAGUCAAGGCAUUUGAGCAUUAUGCUGUGAACCUGAGACUGUUGUUAACCAUUGGCCAUAGAGACAGAUAAGUUUUACAUCAUCUAAACCCCAGGGGUCACAAGUAACAAAAUGUUGGAUAAAAAAAUCCUAAUAAUCCUUAUUGUGGGUGCUGUGAUGGCAGUCAUUGGCAUAGCUAUGAUUCCAUUGAUUGACUUCAUUAUCAAAGGACAAAUUAAAAAGAACAUGGUCAUUUCUAAUUCCAGUGAAAGAUAUGACAUGUGGAAGGAUGUCCCAGUCCCUAUAUACUUGCAGUUCUAUAUCUUUCAUGUAGACAAUUCAGAUGAAGUGAAAAAGGGAGACAAGCCUAUGUUAAUACAGAAAGGGCCAUAUACUUACAGAGAAAGACGGAGCAAGUUUAAUAUAACAUGGAAUGAUAAUGGCACAGUCAGCUAUAGACAGAAUCGAAUCUACAGCUUUGUUCCAAAGAUGUCCCCUUGCAAGGAAUCAGACAUUAUUACCACUUUGAACCCCAUUGUUGCUGUAUUGACUCACAAUUUGAAGUGGAUGCCAUCGCUUGUUAAAAAGUUAGUCUCCUAUGGCUUGAAAGAAACGGGUGAAGAUUUGUUCAUAACACGUUCAGUCAAAGAACUCUUGUGGGGAUAUGAUGAUCCAGCUCUGCUCUUUUUACAAUCUUUGAUGCCGUCUGCUGUCAAGUCUGCAACGACUGGAUAUUUUAUUCAGAAAAAUUUAACAGAUGAUGGUUUGUAUACCAUCCAUACUGGAGCUAUAGACAGUGACCUGGUGGGCAAAGUAUCAAGGCACAAUGGACAAAGUGUCCUUGAUGUCUGGUCUACACCAUGGGCUAAUAUGAUCAAUGGGACGGAUGGUUCCGUGAACUCCCCAUUGAAUUUUGAUAGAGAAAUCAUUGAAAUCUUUGUGUCUGAUAUGUGCAGGUCUAUAAGUGCUGUUUAUAAAACGGAUGUCAAACUGCCACAAGGCAUCAAACUUCAACGCUUUGAAUGGGACGAAAGCAUCAUGAUGAAUGCCUCGUUGAAUGAAGACAACAUUGGCUACUGUGUUCCACAGUCUCUUUGUUUACCUAGUGGCCUGUUGAACAUGACAAUGUGUCGAAAGGCAGCCGGUGGACUUUAUCUCCCAUUAGUUAUUUCAUUUCCACACUUCCUGUAUGGUGAUCCGGAGGUCAUUAACAGCUUUGAAGGUUUACAUCCAAGUGAACGGGAACAUCAGACACUGAUUGAUGUAGAGCCGUGGACUGGUCUUGUUCUACGAGCAACAAGCAAGCUCCAGAUCAAUAUGUACAUAGAACAAGUUCCUGAUAUAGAACAAACCAGAAAUCUCAGGUCAUUGUAUUUUCCCAUUUUUUGGCUUAAUGUGAGUUCAGUUGUGGAUGAUAAAAAUGCCAACUUGUUAAAGAAACAAUUGUUUAAUUCUAUGGAGAUAGCUGAUGGUGUGAAGUAUUCUCUUCUGUCUGUGGGACUUUGCCUUGUAAUCCUGGCAGCAGUUCUUUAUAUUCUGGACAAAUAUAAACAUCACGACAGAGAAGAGACAUCUCAUCAUGAACAGGAAGCUGCUGAACUGUGUCUAAAGGGUCAAGGUUUUAGAAAAGAUGAAGACUUUACUUUCUGUGAUCCAAAGACAGAGAAACUACAAUUAGAAAAGAGUCAUCAGAUAAUGAGCACAUCUUCCAAACAAAGCUCAAUUGAGACGCCAGAGGAGCAGACGCAAUUGAUGACCUCAGAGAUUGAGAAGGGAGACAACCCAAACACCUCACCCUGAUAGCAACAAUUUGUUUGAAAGCAAAAGUCUGUGAUUCAUUGUCAUUUUUUUCAUUAGCUAUCAAAACUAUUCUAACUGUUGAAUAUGUAAAAAGUGUUAAAAGAGAUUAAAUAACUGUCACAUGACAUCCAUUCCGCCCAAUCUUAUAAUAAACUAGGAUAGCUACCAAAUGUAAUCUUUGCAUAAGGUGUAUGAACUGGAUUUGAAUCUUUUGCUUUAAUGUAAUUUAUAAAUAACUUUACAAUUGUUUUGAUUCCUACAAAUAUUAUCACUAGAAUUGAAGGCAGUGUUCUUGAAUUAAUUUGGAACAACAUUUUUUUUUUGUUUUGUUUUGCAAUGAUCAUUAAAGCUAUAAGAUCUUAAAUUAUGUUUGAAAGGGGACAUAUUGCAUCUUUUGAGUUUUGAAGAAAAGUUACUGCUUCAGACUUAAAGUAAAAAAAAUUGUGUUGCCUCUUCUGGACUGUUAAAUGUUCAGGAGAAAUGUUCAGGUCUAUCUCAUCUCUUUUAAAAAACAAAUAAUGAAACUCAUCUCCUGGAACAGUUUAUUGAUGUCAUGAAGUUUGUGCCAUAAAGAGAUGAAAGAAUGUGUUUUGCAUUUUUUAAUAAGUUGUUGUUUUUUUUAACAAAUAUUUGGAAUUUGUUUGUGCAUGCCAGUUAUCUUACAUAUCAGAUUAGCCUCAAUGACCUUGUGUUCUAUUUUGUUUUGUGCUUUUUUUUUUUUCAUAAAUCUUUAACCAUUCCGAAAUUUUAAAUAUUGGAAAAUAAAUGAUAUAGUUCAUCCAUCGUGGUUGGAUGAUGACCACUUUGUCAUCCAGGGGGCUGAGGGCUUUGCACUGGGGUUUUAUGCCUCCUCAUGUGGCUGGUGAGACCUAUGUGAGCCCGGAAUGUUCGGCCGCACACUGGGCAGGUUAUUCCAGCUGGAGCUAGUGUCGUUUGUCUUGCUUUUCUUUUCUGCCGUUUUUCUUCUGCCAGCGUUGUUCUUUUUUCCUCAGCAACCUGUGCGCCAGUUUUCACAGCGCGACGCCAUGAUGCUCUGUCAUGUGCCUCUGUCUCCCAGGUGCCAGGGUCUAUGCCGAAAUUUUAAAUAAUGGAAAAUAAAUGAUAGUUGUACACAAUCAAUACCUGGAGUUAUGCUCAACAAAUUGCCAAGUACCUCAUUGAUUUAUUGAUACCAUGCGGUUUGUAUUGUAAAAUAUGACAUUCUUGUUGAAUGGAAUCUUUGAAAUACUUUAUUACCAUGUCCUGUAUUAUUGUAUUGAUUUGUUGAAGUAUUUGACAGUUUAGUAGAUUGAAGAGUUUCUUGUUUAAAUGAGUUACUUCAAAGUUAUUUGAAGUUACUUUUACAUUUGUUGUUAUUGUUUUAUUGAUGACUUGAAUGGAGACUACUAGUAGAGAGAUUAUCUGUGUGCUUUGAUGAUUGACUUGCAGGUGAUCCAGUA